Molecule: messenger RNA, 378 nt
Organism: Lactuca virosa
Lineage: Eukaryota; Viridiplantae; Streptophyta; Magnoliopsida; Asterales; Asteraceae
Source: the annotation of a GenBank genome assembly
AUGGAGUACUUAGAAACAAUCAAUCCGGAUGAUGGUUCUGGGAAGUUGUUACCAAAAGAAACAGUAGGUCCUUCGAAGAAGUCUCGCAAGUCAAAGAAGGAUGUAAUAAUUACUCCUGAGAAACCAGUACAAGAGCCAAAGAAAACGAAAUCACCAAAACAGACGAAGCCAAAUGCACAAGUUUCGACUGUUGUGGUUGAACCGGUGGAGCCUGUUGUUGAUACUCAAGAAAAGGAAACACUACCAUCAAAAUUAGAUAUUUUUCGAAGGGUUAAGAAAAAGUCUCGUCGAUCACGAAAGCUUUCCGAUGGUUCAUUUAAGUCUUCUUCGAUGGUUUGUAAACCAUAUUUGAAUCACCAAGGAAUUCUCAUUCGUUAG